This is a messenger RNA of Trypanosoma theileri, 1653 nucleotides long. RefSeq names its product aspartate aminotransferase. The record is from RefSeq and is a predicted model, not a curated record. NCBI's taxonomy places the organism in Eukaryota, Euglenozoa, Kinetoplastea, Trypanosomatida, Trypanosomatidae. The transcript has a single exon. The coding region runs from base 1 to 1653 and encodes 550 amino acids.
AUGGGCAUCUGUUGUGACAAGAAUGCUAUGCCCGUUGUGGACGACGCUGGGCGGCAGCAUAGUCAAGUAGAGCCGACAGUGGCAGUUCCAGCAGUGCCCACCGUCGAGUUUGACUACGUAGUGCCCUCAGGUGCACUCAACCUCACAAUGAAUCGUACAAAAGGAAGUCACGGUAACACACUAGACCAAAGUAUUCACACCGUAAGUGAGUGCAGCGCUACUCUGGCAGAUGGCCUAAACCAAGAACUUUCCAGUACACUUCGAGAUGAAUCUGGAAGAAGUCUUAUGACGAAUGGACGAAAUGAAGUAUUAACAGAAGACGUGGAUCGAUUUGUGAGUGAUAUUUUGCAUUUAAGUAUAUGUGAACCCUGUAAUAUAUUAGAGGAGAGUUUUGUGGCUCACAACCCCGCCAGCCGAUCUCGAUUACGUGCAGGAUCUGUAAACGCAGACACAUUUACAAAGGAACAAAAUCGAUAUCUUGCAGAGGCCUCCACAUGGUCAGAACGUCUCGCACGAUUGGCAGAACUUGAACAAAUGUCACGUCAAGAAAUAUUUGGUGCCUGGAAAAUGAACAUGACACUUAUUCACAUGGCAUUAAAACGUGUGGUACCGACAAUUCGUCAAUUCCGUACCGCACCAGUGAAGAGUAAACAACGAAAUGGAAGAGAAGUACUUGUCAUUCAUGCCAAGGAUAUUGAUGUGGAGGUAGAUGGAAAUAAUGGGGAUAAGAUAAACGGUGAACCUUUUGCAGUUACUCCAGAUGAUAACGUUGGAGAAAAAGGAUUUUCCCCACGAGAACAUGUAGAGGAAAAACCAAAGAAUACAGUGGUAGCUGAACAUUAUCAAAUGAUGGCAUUAACAGCCCGAGAGAUUAGCAUUACAGGUGGUGUUCAGGCGCAAGUUGUAACUAACACAUGGGAUUUUCUUUCACUACCAGGUGCAGCAAAUCAUCUUAAUGCAGGAAAUGCCUUCUUCAGGUUUGUAUGUUCUGCUAUUGCAGAGGUAAGCCAGGAUACACUAGAGAUUAUUGAUACCUUUAUCAAUAUCACUAGUUUCGCUGAUGAGGUACAAGAAAAUAAUGUUCCUAAAAUCGAUAUAUACUCACCUGAGGAACGAUCAAAGUAUGUUGGUAUUCUUGUAAAGGCUAUGUAUAUUCUUCCAGGUGUGCGACUUUCAAAUCUUACGGCAGAAGUUUUAUCCUCUCUUGACUAUCAGCGUAAUUGUCAGCCUGGUAACAACAAAUUUGAAGAACCUGACACACCUUAUACGUUUCGACUAGUAAAGACAGUUAUUAAAUUUGUCUUCAGUGUUACAAUUCAAAUGAAAGUAAGUGAAAUCAAUGAUCCAGAAGUAUUAGCUAAGUUUAAGGAUAUAGACGGUUUGGUACCCGCUAAAGCAAUUCUUCUUGAACGUACUAAGAGAAAUAUACAAAAGAUUGACUCUACUAUAAAAGUACGAUCUGUGUUGCUGUAUUACCCAGUGAAUGACGGGGUUCUCGUGAAUAAUCAAACCAUUGUACUGAACACGUCCAUCCCCCGCGUUGUUUCUGCAUUAAUGCAGACGUUUGGUUCUCAAGGCGCCACAGAAGCAGCACAAACGGCAAAAUUGACAAGACAGUACUUAAUUCACCGUUUUGGAGAUUCCCGUUCAUAA